AUGCGCAAUGAUCUGCUCUUGAUGAGACCAUAUCUGCAGACGUGUCGCGAGGUGGCUCGGCUGUGUCUGUUGCGUCAUCUGAGGCCGUACGGACAUUUUAUCGAUACCUCCGACGUCUACUCAAUGCAGGACUUAAUCGACAUCGCUGAUGGCAUUCUCGCAACCCGCUUUCGUGAAACUCUGGACAUCUUUCGACAGCACAUUAAAGUCGACUGUGAUGCAUGCCGUGGAAAUGGUUAUCUGUGCGAACUUUGCGGCGACCAAACUUUACUGUUUCCGUUCGACGAAUUCAUCGGCAUAUGUCGCCAGUGUUCAGCUGUGUUUCACAGGGUGUUUUCCAUGGCAUAUGUGAAGAAGUAA
Molecule: messenger RNA, 360 nt
Organism: Soboliphyme baturini
Lineage: Eukaryota; Metazoa; Nematoda; Enoplea; Dioctophymatida; Soboliphymatidae
Source: the annotation of a GenBank genome assembly